GGACUUUGGGGGUUCGCCUGCCUCUAUAAAAGCUCUGUUUGUGCCCUGAGUGAGCUCCAUUCCCCAACAUGGAGAGUCAGAGAAUCCAGUCCUCGUACAGGAAGCGUUUUGGGCCUCAGGGCUCGAGCGGCACAGGAGUCAGAAUUGGGAGCCUGUCUUCUGGCCGUUUCUCCUGGCAUGGCACCCCUCGCAACCUCACCCACUCCAGCCCCAUAUCCCGGAUCUCCUUAGGCUCCACCAAUGCUGCCCUGCUCCUGGGGAGCCCUGUGGACCGGCUGGACUUCUCGGCUGACUCUCUGAUGAAGGCCCAGUACAAGGAGACACGCACCAAUGAGAAGGUGGAGAUGAUGGGCCUGAAUGACCGUUUUGCCAGCUACAUAGAGAAAGUGCGCCUGUUGGAGCAGCAGAACAAGGUGCUGGUGGCGGAGCUGAACCAGCUGAAGGUGAAGGAGCCCAGCCGACUGGGAGACAUCUACCAAGAGGAGCUGAGGGAGUUGCGCAGGCAGGUGGAUGGUCUCACUGCUGGCAAAGCUCGGCUGGAGAUAGAGAAGGACAACCUGGCUGCAGAUCUGGCCAUGCUGAAGCAGAGGUUGCAGGAUGAGCUUGGCCUCCGACAGGAUGCAGAGAACAAUCUGAAUGCCUACAGACAGGAUGUGGAUGAGGCGGCUCUAAAUCGUGUCCAAUUAGAGAGGAAGAUCGAAGCUCUGCAGGAUGAGAUAAAUUUCCUGAAGAAGACUCACGAGGAGGAGCUGCGUGAGUUACAGGAGCAGAUCAUGGCCCAGCAAGUGCAUGUUGACCUGGAUGUAUCUAAACCAGACUUGACUGCUGCUCUGAGGGACAUCAGGGUCCAGUAUGAAACCAUGGCCUCCUCAAACAUGCAGGAGACGGAGGACUGGUACCGAUCCAAGUUUGCUGACCUGACAGAUGCAGCCAAUCGAAACACAGAAGCCCUGCGUCAAGCCAAACAAGAGGCCAAUGAAUACCGGCGUCAGAUCCAAGCUGUGACCUGUGAUCUUGAGGCUCUCCGUGGUACAAACGAGUCUCUGGAACGCCAGCUCCGGGACAUGGAGGACCGCUUUGCCAUGGAGACCUCUGGUUACCAGGAUACAGUGAGCCAUCUGGAAGAGGACAUCCAUGGACUGAAGGAGGAGAUGGCGAGACACCUGCAGGAGUACCAGGACCUUCUCAAUGUCAAGCUGGCCCUGGAUAUCGAGAUUGCCACCUACAGGAAGCUGCUUGAGGGAGAGGAGAGCAGGAUCACCAUUCCAGUUCAGAGCUUUUCCAACCUGCAGUUUAGAGAAACUAACCUGGACACUAAAACCCCAGAGGCCCAUGUGAAGAGGAGCAUCCUGGUCCGAACUGUGGAGACCAGAGACGGGGAGAUCAUUAAGGAAUCAACAACUGAACACAAAGAUCUUCCUUGAAGUUACGUCUUCAGUUGCCAUCUGAAGAUUUUCAACAGUUACAAUUUUACUGUGUUUACCAAACCCCCAGCACUGUUCCGCCAGAGUCAUCAUCUUACUUUCUCUCUUUUCAUCACGUGCCGGCUAAUUUGCUCACUGCCCUGCGACAAUAACAUACCCAUUAAAUACUCCUAGACUCCCUCAUUAGAGUUUCUCCCAUAAACAUCUAAGUUGAGCUUUUGUACAGCUGUGAGUAGGAUGUAGGUAACUUAUCUUAAAUGGUCCGUAGCUUGUUCCAGUUAAAACAACCGGAAGUCACUGGUAACCUGUUUAAUUUUGACUCAAAACAGAUUUGUAGUUUCAGAUUAGCUGCCAUAGAUGAGGCCUUGAAACAUAGCGAUUGUGUUCAGCUAAUAUGUAGCGUGGUGGAGGUUGAUGUUUGGUUAUGUGUAUGUGAAAUGUGAAAUGUUGCAAGGGAAGUACGAGAGAGAGUUGCAGGUUUUGCAGACAUCAGAACUGGAUUUAGGCGGGAGAUGAGAGGUGUGUGUAUGUUAGAGCAGUUUUUGGUGGAACGACAGGUGAAUAUGGGCUGUUUUUUAACCCUUGUCAGGUGCUAUUUUACAUUUUGUUCCUUUGUUGCAACAGCCACCUCUGUUUGUGUGUUGCCUCUUGUACAGGUGUUUUCAGUUAGUGCAUUCCUGUCUCACUUCUGGCUGAUGUGUGCUCAGAUUGGGGUUUAGUGGAAAUCAUUAAACCCAAUCUAGUAUGUGGGCAAACAACCUCCAAUUGCUCACGUAAAACUACAAAAUUAGGAGAUAAAACAGCAAAUUUAUCGAUGGCAUGCUGGGCAGUCAGUGAUCUAUAGACAUUAAAAUCAGGAAUUGAGUUUGCAGACAUGUACGUUUACUGACGUCAAGGAAGUGCACCACACCAAGCCCAAAGGCACACCAAUCAAGCAAGAUUUCUCAAUAAAUAAAAAUCCUGAGGACAUCAGAAAUACAGAGAUAGCUGACAGGCAAUCAAGAUGAAAUCUCUGCAGAGUCCAAAUUAAUCAAAGGUGUGAUGUUUGAUGUAUGAGUUUUGGCGUCAGCAUCCCAAUUAUCUUGAAAUUGCAGCACCACUCAGCUGUUGUAAAAAACAACAACAUUUGCCUGAAUUCUGUCUUAAUCUACUUGUGCAGUCAUUUGCAUAACAGCCCAUUUUAGCUGUGUGUGUUUUUUCCACGCCGCUGCACCAACAGCAGAUGCUUAAUGUUUGUAUGCUUUCCACUCAGAGGGCAGUGACCAUGGCAACCUUUACAGUGCUGUCACAUGCAUACAGUUUACAAAAAUCCACCCCAUCAACAGGUGCAACAAAAUUAACAAAGUCCGAAGAGCCUGUCCAAACCCACACAGUCCUUAGCGGAGGUUUAAUGAGCCAAAAUAUACAAGAGCAACUUUCUUGCAUCACUUUAUUUCUGCUCUUCUGCUUCCUCCAUCCAUCGCACACUCCGCUCUUGGCGUCCUCUGUUUCUUGAACACAACCUGGUAAGACAUUUUUUGACACCAAGAUGCGUCAGUCCGGACAUGCCCACUUAUCCAGCAGGGGUGAUAGGGACAGAGCCAGGUUGGAGGUGUGGAGGAGGUGUUUGGAAGCUGUCCUCCAGCCUCCGGUUAAUCCACCAGCCUCCCUCCUUCAAAUUCACCACCCAGUUUCUGGAGUGUGUGACUGAUGGCAGAGAGGGCUGCGGAGAUAAGCUCCAACAAAUCCCACAGUACUACAAACCCUUAUUUUUCUACUUUGAAAGAGAGGAUGCUGGAGUAAAAAGGAAAAGAGGGCAGGGAUGAAGGAUUGAUGAAUGGACAUUGCAGCUCAAACACUGCAAUCCAAGCCUCCUGCUUUGCUGGAAGUCCCGCUGACUGAAGUCGUGUUGACAGGCCCUGCCACUAAUGAGAGUGGUGCUACGCCGGAGCUGGCUGUCGCUGUGCCCGUCGCCAAGGACACGCUGUGAAUUUGUGUUCCCAUGUGCCUCCCACCUUCUCCCCUCCGCAACUUCCACUCCUGUCACUCAGCCCCUUCUCCCAUUUCUCCCAAUAACAUGCAGCUAUCUCUUGUAUUCACAGUUAUUUUUUUAAAAUGUCAAUCACAGAUAGAAUCUGACUCCUGAGUCUUGUAGCAAAGAUGCAGAUAAAUCCUGCUUUUUUGGAAGAAACCUCUGCAGAUGUGAAUAUAACAUUAGUUUUGACCAGUGCCACAUGCUGUGACAUCAUGUUAACACCAAUAAAACAUUUUGUUU
Messenger RNA from Epinephelus fuscoguttatus (brown-marbled grouper), 3678 nucleotides. It is a transcript of the gene gfap, whose product is annotated as glial fibrillary acidic protein. Bases 69 to 1424 code for a protein of 451 amino acids. NCBI's taxonomy places the organism in Eukaryota, Metazoa, Chordata, Actinopteri, Perciformes, Serranidae. Gene Ontology annotation, biological process: intermediate filament organization; regulation of chaperone-mediated autophagy. Gene Ontology annotation, molecular function: structural constituent of cytoskeleton. The transcript has 9 exons. The record is from RefSeq and is a predicted model, not a curated record. Gene Ontology annotation, cellular component: cytoplasm; cell projection; intermediate filament.